Psilocybe cubensis is the source of this 351-nucleotide messenger RNA. RefSeq lists its product as uncharacterized. The transcript has 2 exons. Lineage: Eukaryota; Fungi; Basidiomycota; Agaricomycetes; Agaricales; Agrocybaceae. The coding region runs from base 1 to 351 and encodes 116 amino acids. The record is from RefSeq and is a predicted model, not a curated record.
AUGAGCACCUCUGACGAUUCGUUCCAGCUGUACGAUCUACGAGUAGAAGUUGUAUGUCCUCCUGGGGAAAGAAUUCUCUGUGGUGCGAAGCAAGGCGAUCACUUCAUACUACAAGGAGAGAUGCUCCAUCUGCCUCCUGGUCAAGGAUUCUCUAUCUACUCACUGGCGGCGGUGCUCCCACUUUUGGCAGCGAAACAGAGGGCGACUCAUCCUAACGAUUGGAUGACCACCGAUGGAGAGAUCGCAUGCCCUGAUCCUCACUGCAAGUCACGCUUGAAAAUAGAGAGGAUUGGGCUGCGCACGUUCAGACAUUCGGAGGUCACCGUUGUUCCCCUUGAUAAGACAGCUUGA